This is a messenger RNA of Parnassius mnemosyne (clouded apollo), 273 nucleotides long. The record is from the annotation of a GenBank genome assembly. Lineage: Eukaryota; Metazoa; Arthropoda; Insecta; Lepidoptera; Papilionidae.
AUGAAAAGAAAUCGACAAGCUGGCGUUCUUGAAGUGGAUGGGUUAGGCUCCAUCGGCAAAAUAUCACCGGGGAAACUGAAACAACUUAACACAGAAAAUGGUCUCUACAUAGGAGGAUUGCCAUCAAUAGAAAUGAACACCAUGGGAAAAUACAAAACCGGUUUAAUAGGAUGCGUAUCCCAAAUAUCUCUUAGUGGUGAUUUUGAUAUACCACUUUCCCUAUCGAAGCUUCCACAUACAAUCACCAACAACGUUGGAAGAUGCACUCCAUAA